GUGGUGUCGUUUUCACGUUGCCGGCGGCGUCGUUUACGUGCGCGACGUUUAUUACCUCGUAAACGCGCUUCCUUUCUUGGCUCAUUUCGCUGGCGCACACCGUCGUGGCCGGAGAUAAACCGCUCAACCGCGAAACGGCUAACUGAUUAAUCCUUGCCGUAAUUGCGAAUCAAGACGAAUUCGGAGGAGCAACCCGUGCGACCAAUGAUGGACUCCAAAUGGUUUCUACUGCUCUUAGGAGCGUUGGCGAUUGUCUCCAUCGGUGGGCAGUACAUCAGCACCGAAGACAAAGCGUCCUGGGGUAAUAUGGCAAAAUACGAUAUCCAUCGUGCACUCAAAGUCCAACAGAAUACCAGGAAAGCAAAAAAUGUGAUACUAUUCGUCGGUGAUGGUAUGGGACUGUCCACUGUCACCGCAUCAAGAAUUUUAGAGAAAGGCGAAAAAGGGUUCCUGGCUUUUGAAAAACUACCGCAUAUAGGUGUACUUAAGACGUAUUCUGCUAAUAAAUUAGUCCCGGAUUCGAUGGCUACCGCAACGGCCCUGUUCACCGGAGUAAAAACGAAUCAAAGAACAGGUGGGGUUGACGCAACUGUCCAACAAAAUGACUGCCCGCGCUCUUUACUACCGGAAACCCGCUUGGAGUCAUUCUUUACCUGGGCCCAGCGUGCGAAAAUGUCGACUGGGUUCGUGACCACCACAAGGGUCACCCAUGCGACACCAGCUGCUUUAUAUGCGCACACUGCAAGUAGAUACUGGGAAUGCGAGGCGACCAUGCCACCCAACGCUACACAAUGUAAAGAUAUCGCUAGGCAAUUGAUUGAAGAUAUGCCAGGGAAAAAUAUAAAUGUGAUCAUGGGUGGAGGUCGUCAAAUGCUCCAAUCAAAUGCAGUAAAUCGUACCAAAGACUUUGUAGACACUUGGGCUUGCUACAGCAGAGAUGGUAGGCAAUUGAUCAAUGGUUGGGUCAGUGAUAAAAUGACCCGAAAUGUGUCCCACCAGUUCUUAGAAAACAGCAGUGACAUAGAAAAAAUGAAAAUAACCGAUUACACUUUGGGCAUAUUCGCCAAUGGUCACAUGAACAUGGAACACGAAAGAGAUAAAGGACAUGGAGGUAUGCCCUCCUUAUCAUACAUGACUGAAGCUGCUAUCAAACUCUUGGAAAAAAGAAACACCGGCUACGUACUGUUGGUUGAAGGUGGUCUCAUUGAUUACGGACAUCAUCGUGGCAAGGCAAAAAAGGCCCUGGGCGAGACCAUAUCGUUUAGUGAAGCUAUUUCCAAAGCUAUGGCAAUGGUCAACCUGGAAGAGACUCUGAUCAUCGUCACCAGUGACCAUGGCCAUCCAAUGGUCAUCGCGGGUUACGCCGAUCGCGAUCAGAAGAUCACCGGAAUCGCGGGCAAUUCAAAAAUUGAUGGUAUACCAUACACCAGUCUACUCUAUGGAAUUGGAGGGCCUAAUAACUACAAAUAUCAAAUCAUCAACGAGACGGUAUUCAGAGAGGAUCCAGAGAGGAUCGACACUGAUGAUUUCGAUUACUCCCAGCAAGCUGGUGUCAGAACCCACGAGGUACCACAUGACGGCACCGAUGUGUUAGUUUACGCUCAAGGACCAAUGGCGCACCUCUUCCACACCGUUCACGAGCAGACUUAUGUCGCGUACGUGAUCGCGUAUGCGGCGCAAAUCGGCCCGUACGCGCACCUGGCCGACGCCGUGCAAAAUCACGCAAAUUGGAAAUCGGUUGGAAACAAUACACACUUACUCGCCGUGUUCCUGCUGUACCUCAACUGGCGCCAGUGACGACCCUGCGACCCUGGCAACGAACUUUAAUUGAAUUCAAGCAGCACUAGGUUAGAGUUCAGCGCACACAGCGUUAGCAUUUGUUAUUCACUAAUCAAGUCAACUUGGCGCAACAUCUACCGAGCACGAACCACAAACGCGGAGUUGAAUGAUAACUAAGUAAACACCGCACAAACAAAAAUUGUUUUUAUGCGCGCUUGCACGAUAUGAAGUUCAAAGAGCGUUGAGUUAAGUUGUCUGCUGUCAUAUUUCAUUUACUUAUCAUACGCGCCAAAGUUGAAUUAAUGUAAGAUAAAUGCAGAUCCAAAGCGACCAAAACUGUAAUAUUACCUGUUAAUUUCAUUUAAGCAGAAUUUCUUAUUAUGCAAUGUUAAGAUAUGAAAAUAUUUUAUGCCG
Molecule: messenger RNA, 2193 nt
Organism: Dalotia coriaria
Lineage: Eukaryota; Metazoa; Arthropoda; Insecta; Coleoptera; Staphylinidae
Product: alkaline phosphatase-like
Exons: 6
Coding region: 205-1797 (530 amino acids)
Biological process (GO): dephosphorylation
Molecular function (GO): alkaline phosphatase activity
Source: RefSeq, a predicted model, not a curated record